Messenger RNA from Ficedula albicollis (Collared flycatcher), 3162 nucleotides. RefSeq names its product androgen receptor (gene AR). The record is from RefSeq and is a predicted model, not a curated record. The annotation marks the transcript as partial. Gene Ontology annotation, molecular function: zinc ion binding; sequence-specific DNA binding; DNA-binding transcription factor activity. Gene Ontology annotation, biological process: male gonad development; regulation of DNA-templated transcription. The transcript is spliced from 8 exons. NCBI's taxonomy places the organism in Eukaryota, Metazoa, Chordata, Aves, Passeriformes, Muscicapidae.
GGGGGCGUCAAGCUGGAGAGCGCGGCGGGCCCGGCCCCGGGCGGCGGCUGGGGCGGCCCGUGCCGCUUCGGGGCCGAGCUGGUCCCGCCGGGCCCCGCGCCCCCCUGGCCCACCUUCUUCGCCGAGGAGGGGCAGCUCUACGGGCCGUGCCCCGAGCCGCCCGCCGGGCCUGCCGACUGCCCCGGCGAUGCCUGGUACCCACCGGGCCGGGCGCCUUUCGCCGCCCCCGCCCCCGGCAUCAAGAGCGAGCUGGAGCCCUGGGUCGAGGGCUACGCCGGCGCUUACGGCGAUCUCCGGUUGGAGGCUGGCCGUGACCAUGUCCUGCCCAUUGACUAUUACUUCCCACCUCAGAAGACCUGUCUGAUCUGUGGAGAUGAAGCAUCUGGGUGUCAUUAUGGAGCCCUCACCUGUGGGAGCUGCAAAGUGUUCUUCAAACGGGCAGCUGAAGGCAAGCAGAAGUACCUGUGUGCCAGCCGGAACGACUGCACCAUCGACAAGUUCCGAAGGAAAAACUGCCCCUCGUGCCGCCUGCGCAAGUGCUACGAGGCCGGGAUGACGCUGGGAGCCCGCAAGCUGAAGAAGCUGGGCAACCUGAAGGCACAGGAUGACAUGGAGGGAGCCAGCUCAUCCAGCCCCACGGAGGAGCAAGCUCCCAAGCUGGUGAUGACACGUAUCGAUGGCUACGAGUGCCAGCCCAUCUUCCUCAACGUCCUGGAGGCCAUUGAGCCUGGGGUGGUGUGUGCUGGCCACGACAACAGCCAGCCUGACUCCUUCUCCAACCUGCUGACCAGCCUGAACGAGCUGGGGGAGAGGCAGCUGGUCUACGUGGUCAAAUGGGCAAAGGCCCUGCCAGGAUUUCGCAACCUGCACGUGGAUGACCAGAUGUCAAUAAUCCAGUACUCUUGGAUGGGGCUGAUGGUGUUUGCUAUGGGCUGGAGAUCCUUCACCAACGUCAAUUCCAGGAUGCUUUACUUCGCUCCAGACCUGGUCUUCAACGAGUACCGCAUGCACAAGUCCAGGAUGUACAGCCAGUGCAUCAGGAUGAGGCACCUCUCCCAGGAGUUCGGGUGGCUUCAGAUCACACCCCAGGAGUUCCUCUGUAUGAAGGCUCUCCUCUUCUUCAGUAUUAUUCCAGUGGAUGGCCUGAAGAACCAGAAGCUCUUCGAUGAGCUCCGCAUGAAUUACAUUAAGGAACUUGACCGUAUCAUUGCCUGCAAGAGGAAGAACCCCACCUCCUGCUCCCGGAGGUUUUACCAGCUCACCAAGGUCCUGGACUCCGUGCAUCCGAUUGCCAAGGACCUGCAUCAGUUUACAUUUGAUCUCCUAAUCAAGGCACACAUGGUGAGCGUGGACUACCCAGAAAUGAUGGCCGAGAUCAUCUCUGUGCAGGUUCCCAAGAUCCUGUCUGGAAAAGUCAAGCCUAUCUACUUCCACGCACAGUGAUCUGCCAGAGGGACCCCCCUGCUGCUGCCCCCAUUCCAGCCAUCUCCUGCCUGUUACUUCUGCACUACUGUCCUGCAGUGCCUUGGGGAAUCCCUCUGCAGCGGUGGCCAAGGGGAUGGGCAGUGACAGACCUGCUGGGAUUCCUGAGAUUUACCAUUGUCCUGAGGUACCUCUGAACUGACCCCCUGCAGCCUGGCUCCAGCUGCUCACGGUGCUGGGCAGGGGCUGGCAGGGCAGUGGCAGUGUCCUCCUCUGUUUGUCACUGUGACUCCAGCAGCCCAGAGCCUCGGGGCAACAGGAGGAGUGCCAGCAGUUGGUGGGUUUGGGGUGAUUUUGAUAAAAAGAACACAACACAGAGCAGGUUGCAGCUCCUGUUUGGCCGUGGGUUGUGUUGCCAGCCUGCUUUUGGACGUUUUGUUUGCAUUGUGGUGCUGGGAAGCAGAUGAGUUCAAACACUGCAGAAGAGAAGCAGAGCAGAGCUGGGGGACAAGGCAAAUUUGUGGCUGAGGAGUUCAUGAGCCCUGCAGCCCCUCUGGGAUCUGCUCUGGUCAGCUCAGCCCUGGGACCUGCCUGUGCUGCUGAGGAUGGAGAGGACAGGCUGCAGAGGACAAUCACCUUGGAAAUGCCCCAGUGGCAGCUGGCUCCUGUUUUCCACCUGGAAUGUUUCUCCUAUGGCCUGUCCAGCCGGGUCUUGGUCUGCCCUGCAGCCCCCUGGGUCUCACAGUCACAUUCCUGUCCUGGCCAGCUGCUGCUCCCUGACGAACCCACCUCUGGAAGUGCCUGAUGCCCUCGGACCUCACACCUGCCUGGCUCCCCUGGGCACCUGCAGCCCCUGCCCUGCACCUGCAGCCCCUGCCCUGCACCUGCUCUGCUCCUGUCGUGGCUCUGCAGACCUGGGAUUCCAGCUAUGCUCUUUCCCUUCAUUUGUCCCAAAUAUUUUAUUUUUUCCAGUGCCAGCAGAUGAGUGUUCUGGAGCCAAGACCAAGGCCAGGGUCUGCAAGACCUGUGGGACCAUGGGACUCCUCUCUGAAUCCUGUCUGUGGGGAGGUGGCUGUGGGAGCUGGCUGGUGCCACCACAGCACUUUGGGGGCUGGAAGGGAAGCACCAAGAGAGCCCCUGCUCUUGGAAGCAGCACUCACAGCUCCUGCUGAUGGCAGUGGCAGGUGGCAGCCCAGGAGGACACCAUUGUGCACUCACUGUCCCCUGUACAUGGUCCUGUAGGCACCACAGCAUCCCAUACACCAUCCCACACAGUAUCCCAUGCACCAUCCCAUACACACCAUCCCUUAAACACCACCCAUACACCAUCCCAUAUACACCAUCCCUUACACCAUCCCUUAAACACCACCCCCACACCAUCCAUUACACACCAUCCCUUACACAGCAUCCCUUAAACACCACCCACACAGCAUCCCUUACACAGCAUCCCUUACACAGCAUCCCUUAAACACCACCCACACAGCAUCCCUUACACAGCAUCCCUUACACAGCAUCCCUUAAACACCACCCACACAGCAUCCCUUACACAGCAUCCCUUACACAGCAUCCCUUAAACACCACCCACACAGCAUCCCUUACACAGCAUCCCUUACACAGCAUCCCUUAAACACCACCCACACAGCAUCCCUUACACAGCAUCCCUUACACAGCAUCCCUUAAACACCACCCACACAGCAUCCCUUACACAGCAUCCCUUACACAGCAUCCCUUAAACACCAC